Urocitellus parryii (Arctic ground squirrel) is the source of this 3180-nucleotide messenger RNA. RefSeq names its product potassium voltage-gated channel modifier subfamily S member 2 (gene Kcns2). Gene Ontology annotation, biological process: action potential; potassium ion transmembrane transport; protein homooligomerization. The record is from RefSeq and is a predicted model, not a curated record. Gene Ontology annotation, cellular component: membrane; voltage-gated potassium channel complex. Gene Ontology annotation, molecular function: voltage-gated potassium channel activity; protein binding. NCBI's taxonomy places the organism in Eukaryota, Metazoa, Chordata, Mammalia, Rodentia, Sciuridae.
GGGCGCCUGCGGCGUGGGUUCCUGCCUCUCUCGGAGGGUGAGGGGCGCGCGGAUCCGGAGACAGGGGCUCCAGGAGCGUUGGGGCCACGCAGCCACCUGUGAGCCUCUCGCAACUGCGGGCGGCUGCCGAGUGCAGGGCCGGAGACUGGAGGAAACGCUGGGUGGACCCCGCCCGCUGGCCCGCCGGGCGCACACACAGGCGCACACACACUCGCACCCGCGCGCACACGCACAGCCAGCCGGCAGCGGACACCGCUGAGAUGCUCGCCAGCAGGUCGUGCAAGUUUCCCGCCGGCCUCGGCCGCGGGCGCUGAUGCUCCCAGGUGUAGCGCCCCCGCGCGGCGCGGGCUGCAGGGCAUCUCCAGCAUGACCGGCCAGAGCCUGUGGGACCUGUCGGAGGCCAACGUCGAGGAUGGGGAGAUCCGCAUCAAUGUGGGCGGCUUCAAGAGACGGCUGCGCUCGCACACGCUGCUGCGCUUCCCGGAGACGCGCCUGGGCCGCCUACUGCUCUGCCACUCGCGCGAGGCCAUUCUGGAGCUCUGCGAUGACUACGACGAUGUCCAGCGUGAGUUUUAUUUCGACCGCAACCCCGAACUCUUCCCUUACGUGUUGCAUUUCUACCACACCGGCAAACUUCACGUCAUGGCCGAGCUGUGCGUCUUCUCCUUCAGCCAGGAGAUUGAAUACUGGGGCAUCAACGAGUUCUUCAUCGACUCCUGUUGCAGCUACAGCUAUCACGGUCGCAAAGUGGAACCUGAGCAGGAGAAGUGGGAUGAGCAGAGUGACCAGGAAAGCACCACAUCCUCCUUUGAUGAGAUCCUGGCCUUCUACAACGACGCCUCCAAGUUUGAUGGGCAGCCCCUGGGCAACUUCCGUAGGCAGCUGUGGCUGGCGCUGGACAACCCUGGCUACUCAGUACUGAGUAGGGUCUUUAGCAUCCUGUCCAUCCUGGUGGUGUUGGGGUCCAUCAUCACCAUGUGCCUCAAUAGCCUACCAGAUUUCCAAAUCCCUGAUGGCCAGGGCAAUCCUGGUGAGGACCCCAGAUUUGAAAUUGUGGAGCACUUUGGCAUUGCYUGGUUCACAUUUGAGCUUGUGGCCAGGUUUGCUGUGGCCCCUGAUUUCCUCAAGUUCUUCAAGAAUGCUCUAAACCUUAUUGACCUCAUGUCCAUUGUCCCAUUUUACAUUACUCUAGUGGUGAACCUGGUGGUGGAAAGUACACCUACUUUGGCCAACUUGGGCAGGGUGGCCCAGGUCCUGAGGCUGAUGCGGAUCUUCCGCAUCUUAAAGCUUGCUAGACACUCCACUGGCCUCCGAUCUCUCGGGGCCACCUUGAAAUACAGCUACAAAGAAGUAGGGCUGCUCUUGCUGUACCUCUCUGUGGGAAUCUCCAUCUUCUCUGUGGUGGCCUACACUAUUGAAAAGGAGGAGAAUGAGGGCCUGGCCACCAUCCCUGCCUGCUGGUGGUGGGCUACAGUCAGUAUGACCACAGUGGGUUAUGGGGAUGUGGUCCCAGGGACCACAGCAGGGAAACUGACUGCCUCUGCCUGCAUCUUGGCAGGUAUCCUUGUGGUAGUACUGCCCAUCACCUUGAUCUUCAAUAAGUUCUCCCACUUUUAUCGCCGCCAAAAGCAACUUGAGAGUGCCAUGCGCAGCUGUGACUUUGGAGAUGGAAUGAAGGAGGUCCCUUCUGUCAAUUUAAGGGACUAUUAUGCCCAUAAAGUUAAAUCCCUCAUGGCGAGCCUGACGAACAUGAGCAGGAGUUCACCAAGUGAACUGAGUUUAAAUGAUUCCCUACAUUAGCUGGGAGGACUUGCUAUCCUCAAACCCACAUUGCUGAGCUGCCUCUUGUGCUUCUGGCACAGUACAGGCACCUUAAGGUUGUGGCGUAAGGAGUCUGCGCAACCCCAGAGGGGAGAGAUGCAUGGGAUAUGCGUCCCCGGUUGCUUUUGCAGUGUUUAGAAUCAUUUUUAGAGGGUGGUGUGUCUAACACCAUGCCUUUGCACCUUUCAACGAAAUGACACUCACUGGUCUUUGCAUCGUGGGCAUAAAAUGUUCAUCUUUCUGCCAGAUGAGUACCCAGAAUGCCAAUUUCUCUGUCCACCAUGUACACUAUUCUAGUGCUUGUGCCCUGGUAUUAUGUGUGAGUUCUUUGUGUUCCUGUUUCUGAGGUUGUUGUGUGAGUUCUAUACAAAAAGUCCCCUCAAAUCUGUCCAGUGGAAACGUAUCUAUCUAUGAGGUCAGCAAGGAUAUCAUGAGAUUUUGCUCACAGUCAUGUGAAAAAAACCUCAGUUGUUUAUCCCUUGCUUUCAUUUAGUUUUAAUACCAAAUCAAAGAGAAUGCAAAGUUAAGCACACAGGACCAAUGCAAGCCUGUGAGUUGUUUUUCUAAAUAUCUGUAGCUCUGUGGCUUGCAUGGGUGUACCAAACAUUUUUAGAAAGAUAUAUACUGAUGUUUGUCUUGUAAAUGUCACUCUUUGGAGAAUGUUACUGUUAAACAUGUAGUGAAGAUAAGUUUAUUUUUCCCAAAGAAGACAUACAUUAGGGACAGGGACUUCAGCUGAACAUAGGCCAACUCCCAGGAUGCUUAAAUCUGAGUCCGAGAGUCCAUGCAAUCUAAGCUCUAUCAUUCAUGGCUAGGCCUCCCUCUUUCCUAGGGUGAUCAUAGAGACAUUUAUUUCUGGCUGRGGUAGGUUCCUGGUCUAAGCCAUUGACCAAAGUUUGCUGUCUUAGAUAUUAGCAUGUUUUUGAAAUAUUUAAUUUUUAAGACAUUUAAGAAUUAGGUUGUGUUGUCUUUCUCAGCCUAGAAGAGGCUUACUGUUGUAUUGUCUCCCUGAGGGGAACAUUAUUAGGUUGCUAGCAAGAGCAGUAGCUUAAAUACUUUUGUUGACUGCUCUAAAAGCUCAUAAAAUAAGAUACCUUUUAAUUCCAAGCAGAAUUUGCCCAGAUAGUUUUGCUUCUAGGAUAUUGUACAUUGCAUUUGAUGUUAAGGUUGCCCUGAAUUCCUACCAUGACAUGGUGAUAUAGAAGUGUAUACUCAAAAUUUAGAUGUGCAUGAAGACAGUGUGGCUUACCCAGGAUGGAAACACUAAAGUUUUAUUUCCAUUCCAAUUGCCAUUUAUUGGGGGAGGGUGGGUAGAGGCCAGGCAAAAGUUAUAAAACAAAAAAUUUCUACUUCAUAAAA